AUGGGGCUCUUCCUGACCAUAGGAAUUCUGCUGUUCCAGAAACCCACAGUAACUGAACAAGUUAAGAAGUGUUGGGAUAACCACGUACAAGGACAUUGCAGGAAAAUCUGCAAAAUAGCCGAAAUGCGUUUCGUAUUAUGUCCAAAUGGGAGAUUUUGUUGCCUCAGUAUCAAGGAGGUGAUAGCGCGUAGAAGAAUUACACAGCCACCUCGUCCAAAACCACCAGAAGUUGCACUGACUCUUCCUCAAGACGAAGAUAUAACAUACCCUUCCUCAACCCCCAAGACAUAUACCUAUUUUGCAUAA
Otolemur garnettii (small-eared galago) is the source of this 306-nucleotide messenger RNA. It is a transcript of the gene DEFB127, whose product is annotated as defensin beta 127. Gene Ontology annotation, biological process: innate immune response. Gene Ontology annotation, cellular component: extracellular region. Bases 1 to 306 code for a protein of 101 amino acids. The transcript has 2 exons. The record is from RefSeq and is a predicted model, not a curated record. NCBI's taxonomy places the organism in Eukaryota, Metazoa, Chordata, Mammalia, Primates, Galagidae.